ACUCUUCCGCUGCUGUUUGGUUCCGAGAUACAAAUAUGGCGUCCGCCGUGCUGAAGGUUGCAGUUGCAGGUCUUUCCAGAUGUUCUCGUCUCACACUCCUGAGGGCACAUUCAACGACAGCGACCCUUCAUCAGGGUGUCCCUGGAUCACUGUGGAAGCUGGGAAGAUUGAACCACAUUGCCAUUGCUGUCCCUGACAUGGAGAAGGCCACAGCUCUGUAUCGGGAUGUGCUGGGGGCCACAGUGAGUGAAAAGGUGCCCCUGCCCGAGCAUGGUGUCUACACAGUGUUUGUGGAGCUUGGCAACACCAAGCUGGAGCUGCUCCAUCCUCUUGGGGAGAAGAGCCCGAUAGCUGGCUUCUUACAGAAGAACAAAUCUGGAGGGAUGCACCACAUUUGUCUUGAGGUAGACAACAUCAAUGCUGCAAUAGCCGACCUGAAAGCAAAGAACAUCAGAACUCUGUCAGCAGAGCCCCGAAUAGGUGCUCAUGGGAAACCAGUGAUGUUUCUUCAUCCCAAAGACUGUGAUGGUGUGCUGGUGGAGCUUGAAGAAGCAUGAAGACCUCAGUCUGACAGGGACUAUGGAAGCUGUUAAUUCACAUUUAUGUAUUCUACAGUCAGUUGUGACUAUCACUACGAUAACAAAUGUUGAUUUUGUAAUACUCUUCCUUGUUGCCCUUAGGUUUUGAUUGUCUCAUUUCAGAAAUGUGCCUCAAAGUUGUUCUUCCAGUUCUGUUUCAGUGCUGUUGUUGCUGGGAAUAAAUAAUAGUGUGGUGUGUGUUUUGGCAAGAAGUGUAAUUCCAAUGAAUGUUCAAUGACUGUCCAUUUACCUUUGAGUCCGAAGUCUAACUUCACUCCACUAUCCUACUACACAACUGUAGUAGGAUGACUGUAUACGGUAUCCAGUGUUCUGCAGGAACAAACUAAUUUAAACACAUUUUUGAAACAUUUGCAAUAUCUAAAAUCCUGUUCCAGUUCAUGAAUUUACAUUAACUACCUAGAAAGGUAAGAUAUAUUAAAUGUUUUGGAAUUUUAUGCUGUAACAUUAUAAAAUUUAAAGCUCUGCAACUCUUAAAAAAGUUUUCAUUUCACUAUAUUGAUGCAGAUUUCAAAAUGAAAAGAGCUGAAUUGAAUAAAAUAUAUGUAUUAUAUUUAAUCUAGUAUUUAUAAUACAAUAUUUUUUAACUUUCAUAGACCAAGUUCCCUAAUAGGAUGGCACAUUUGCUAAAAGUCUAGACAUAGUUUCCUGUAUAUAAAAAAAAUAUGUAUUUAUUGUGGUUGAGUGUUAAUAAUAUGUAAUUUAAAACCAUGUCAAAACACAUUCUAACAUUAGUACUGUUGGUUGUUGUCUUGUUAAUCCUAGAUCACUACUAGAGCAUGUGACACUUGUACCAACCAUAGAUAGGCACAGCAACAACAGUCUGUCUCCCUGAAAGAAAACAAAUGCCUGAUUACAAAAGAGGGGAACUUGUGGUGACACAGGUCUAUUAAAUAUUUCACUUACACUUCCCUAAUUCAUUUCUGAGUUGGAAAUCCCUCAAGUACUUUGGUUUAUAUAAGCCUUCCAGAGCCAGAAAAACAACACUGAACAUACUUUAACUUUAAAAACUAAUCUUUGAAAGUAUCAGUUGAAGGAGAUCAUAACAGUCUAUGAAAUACUCAAAAGCACAAAAGACCAAUGGCAAUUUGUUAAUGUUUAAAGAUGUGAUAGUUUCUUCAAACUACUUAUUUUCGAUAUUUGGUAUAUAUUUUCUAGAGACCGCAAGCUCUGAGGAAAACAGUAAUUAUGUUCUUCACAUUCAGAUAAACAUAGUGAUUAUUUUGUUGAUGACCAGCCUGUAGAACCUCCUUCAACUAGCCAAAGUUUUUGCGCUCCAUAAGUUUAAACACAACAACAGCUGUGUCUUCAGAAGCGUUUCAUUUGUAAAGAUAUAAAACAAGCCCUAGAAACCCUUGGAUUUAUAAAGGAAUUUUUGGGGGGCUUGAGGGACAUUUAAAUAAAGGUGUUACCUGACUACCUAGUUCUGUUUUUCUCUGGAAAUGGAAGUGAAACAGACCGUUGGCACUAUAAUUACAUCUCUUUGUAAAGCUCGAUUUAGACCAUUCAAAUUACUUAUGUUUUUUUUUGGUUUUUUUGGUUUUUUUUUACAUUGAGACAGCAAUAAAAAAAUGAGACUUAUCAGAAUCCAGAGGGUUCAGUUUAUUUGGUUUGAUUAACAGCUCCUGGCAUAGAACACAGCAAAUACAUAGUACUGAUGUUGAUGUAGCUGAUAGCAGAGAGAAGUGUGAGAUAUAAGAGUGGGAUUUGAAUGUAUUAGCUCUCAGAGUUUUAGUGUAAUAAAGAGGAAAUGGCAAAAACAACAUGAGCAUAUAAGGUUU
Toxotes jaculatrix (banded archerfish) is the source of this 2377-nucleotide messenger RNA. It is a transcript of the gene mcee, whose product is annotated as methylmalonyl CoA epimerase. Gene Ontology annotation, molecular function: methylmalonyl-CoA epimerase activity. NCBI's taxonomy places the organism in Eukaryota, Metazoa, Chordata, Actinopteri, Toxotidae. Bases 36 to 557 code for a protein of 173 amino acids. Gene Ontology annotation, cellular component: mitochondrion. Gene Ontology annotation, biological process: L-methylmalonyl-CoA metabolic process. The record is from RefSeq and is a predicted model, not a curated record. The transcript has 3 exons.